Neoarius graeffei (lesser salmon catfish) is the source of this 2830-nucleotide messenger RNA. RefSeq lists its product as uncharacterized. Gene Ontology annotation, molecular function: nucleotide binding. The coding region runs from base 140 to 1420 and encodes 426 amino acids. The transcript is spliced from 14 exons. Lineage: Eukaryota; Metazoa; Chordata; Actinopteri; Siluriformes; Ariidae. The record is from RefSeq and is a predicted model, not a curated record.
UGGCAUAUGCUGGUUAUUUCAUUCUGAAACCUGGGUUUAUGUGACCUUAAGUGUCAAUGAUUUAUGAACAAGAAGCACAGAUACUGACUUUAAGUGAAGGGAAGAGAAGUUGCUGCUGCAAAGACAGGCUCAUGCGAAUAUGCCGUCGCCCGUUAAAGUUAUUGUGAUUGGAGCUGGGAGCCGUGGUGAGACGUACUCUCACUUUGCCUCCAUCCACCCCAAUCGCCUGCAAAUAGUUGGAAUUGCUGACCCAAGACUUUUUGCACGAAAGAAGCUCCAGGAGUGUCACAACGUGCCUGAAGAAAAUGUAUUUGACGACUGGCAUUGUGUAACAGAAAGGGAGAAGUUUGCGGAUGCAGUAUUCAUCUGCACUCCUGAUCGCCUUCAUAAGGAACCUGCAGUAGUUUUGGCGAGAAAGGGUUAUCAUAUACUCUUGGAGAAGCCAAUGGCAGUGACUCUAGAGGACUGCACAGAGAUUGCUGAGACUUGCGUUCAGUGUGGUGUAAUGCUAACAGUGUGCCAUGUUCUCCAAUACGACCCAUUCAUCAGAAAAAUAAAAGUGCUGAUUGACAGUGGAGCCAUUGGGGAUGUCAUUCAUAUUCAACACUUAGAACCAGUGGGCUUUUACCACUUUGCUCACUCCUUUGUGAGAGGAAAUUGGAGAAAUGAGGCAGAGAGCUCUUUUGCUCUUCUAGCCAAAUCCUGCCAUGACCUGGACCUGAUUCAUCACUGGGCUGGAGGACGCAGGUGCAUAAAAGUUUCAUCAUUUGGAUCCCUCAGCCAUUUCCGAAAAGAAAACAAGCCACCAGGAGCAGCAAAUCGUUGCUUAGAUUGUUCUGUAGAAAAAGACUGUCCUUAUUCUGCAAAGAAAAUCUACCUGGACAGAGUGAGAAAGGGAUGGGUAAGCUGGCCAGUGUCAGUUGUGUGCAGGAAUUCAGUUCCUGAUAUUGAGUCAGUAACUGAGGCCUUGAAAACAGGUCCAUACGGUCGCUGUGUCUAUGAGUGUGACAACGAUGUCUGCUCAAAUCAGGUUGUUAAUAUGGAAUUUGAAGGAGGCCUCACUGCUUCUUUUAGCAUGGUGGCAUUUACGGAACACAUAUGUCAGCGCAAAACAAGCAUCUAUGGCAGUAAGGGGGAGCUGACCUACAACGGACAUGAGAUCAAAGUAUUCGACUUUCUUACUCAGACAUCCACAAAGCACACGGUAGCUAUGAACAUACCAGGGAACUUCGGCAAUGGUGGUCAUGGUGCUGCAGAUUAUCAUCUUGUUGACGCUUUCGUUUCAGCUGUAGCGAGCGGAAACCCAAUGCUGGUCCAUUCCGGUCCAAAGGAAACACUGGCGAGUCACAGGCUGGUGUUUGAAGCUGAGCGUUCUCGUCUAGAGAACCGAGUUGUGAUGUGUGUGACUGAUCAUGACUAGAUGACGAUGGACAAAACUCCUUUUCUUUUUUUUAAUGAAGACAUAAAUGCAGGAUAUGCACAUUAAUAGUAAGUUGCUUAGCAGAAAAGCAUUCAAGCCAUACACGACUGUCUGGAUGUGAGGGAUGGCAUGCUCUCUCACCCUGUCAAUCCCAGUGAAUCAAUCAAGUGUCUGUAAACUCGAAUGAACAAUCAAGUGUCUGUGAACUCUUGGUGUGCAAAAGAAGGCAGAUAGCGCUUUCCUUCGAGUGUCUUACUCUGCCUUGUGGUACAGAAUGAGCAGCAGUUUGAAAAGAUGCAGUGGCUGGCUUCAUGUGUCACAAAGGAAGCACAUGUUAGGGCCAGAAUAUACUUGACGUUCAGAACGCUUCCGCGUUCCCAGUGCUCUUUUGACACGUGUUCUGAGCAUGUCAUUAGAAAUGAACGUGAUGCGUGCCUGAGUUGCAAUACCAGCAAAAAUUGGGGUGGCAGUGUGUUCAUGUUUUGGUGUGCGACAUUAGCAUCGUUGUUUAUUAGUCUGAAGUUAUCAACAUGGCUGAAUUCUUUGAGGAAGAGAAAUGUUUAUCUUUAAUUUUUAAUAAUUCUUUUACAUUUUUUAAUAUUAAAAUAUUUUUAAAUUUAACAUCUUUCUUCCUUCAACUCACAGCACCGUGAAACCAGAUGUUGUUUUCUCACCAUGAUGAUUUCUAGCACUGCCACCUGCUGGAAUCCUCCAGAUUUACAUAAAAUACACGCGCGAGUAUAGUCAGUAUAGCGUCCGCAAGCGUACAAGUCACGUAGUGUCAGGUAUAUCCCGGCCCUUAGCCUUCAUGCUAACGGAUUGAUAUCUAUCAUAUGCUGGGUAAAAGCUGACUGGUGAGAGGGAAUUGCCAAAACCAAAUUCGAGAGAAAAUGAGGGAAAACAAAUUUUAGUAAAAUCUAUUUGCUAGCAUCAAGUGAAAAUUGUACUGAUUUUUUUUAAAUCCUGAUUUUGUGUAUUGUGGAUUUCUUUUAAUAUAUACUUUCUUUUUAUUAAAUUUUCAGUUCUUUUUCCAACUAUAAAAUACAACAAGGAAACAAAGAACAAAGAAAGAACAAAAAUAGACAGAAUAGUAAUGAGCAGGUAGGUUGACAGGGCUGACAUAGUCCAUACAUUGAUGUAAAAUGGAGUGAUUAUUCACACAGACAAUGAGUUACAUUUUAAAGAAUAUGAAGUCCACCUUUCCCAGUACUUUGUGUAAAGUUCAGUCCAUAAUCUUAAGGCGAAAGCCAGUUUUUCCAUGCAUUGUAUUUCAUCUACAAUAGUAAUCCAGUCAUUCCUCGAUGGCAAAUUUGACUGCAGCCAUUUCCUUGUAAUGGCCUUCUUGCUUGCAGCCAAGAGCACUUUAUAAAGUUUGUCCUGGGCCCUGAGUCCAACUGAGAAUUUACCCAA